AACUGAGGCAUUCAAGGUAUUUUAAGGCAUGAUGAUGGAGAUGGAGACGUAGAUGGGAGAUGUACGGGCUUAUGCACUGAAUCCGGUAAAAGCUAAACUCCUUCCUUCAAAGAAGAAGCGUGUGAUCGAGACUACGGCAAGCAGCUCUUCUGCUGUCAAGGAAAUAGAAAAGACCAGCCGCGACGAGUUUUAUCCGAUCUGCCACUAUUUUUUUUUAAUUUGCUGUACUUACAUAUCACUAUCAUACCAUUUGCCUUAAACUCUACUCCCGCUUUUGCGUAUCACUUAAUUGCAUUCCGAGAUUCUCAUUGUUUAGAAGAUUACCAAGUACACUUCUAUCUCAUCAUGUAUCUCCAUAACGUGAAACUUUAAGAUAGUAAACAUAGUAGUUUGACUCCC
Cylicocyclus nassatus is the source of this 399-nucleotide messenger RNA. The record is from the annotation of a GenBank genome assembly. Lineage: Eukaryota; Metazoa; Nematoda; Chromadorea; Rhabditida; Strongylidae.